Messenger RNA from Pimephales promelas (fathead minnow), 1148 nucleotides. Lineage: Eukaryota; Metazoa; Chordata; Actinopteri; Cypriniformes; Leuciscidae. The record is from RefSeq and is a predicted model, not a curated record.
CCUCAGACGUUUCCAGUUAGUUAACGCGCACAUUCAAAACAACAGACGGGAAGCGUUUUUUUUAUGGUAAUUGAUCGAUUAUUUUCUUACUAAUUCGAUAAAACAUGUCCAAAUUUAAAUUAGGAGCGUGCUGCUCGGUUGUUGGCUGUUCACUCAGGCCUGGAACUAACUUACUUUUGGAAAUUAAAGCUUAUAGAUUUCCUAAAAACAAAAAUCAGCGUGACGCCUGGAUUACAGCAGUGAAGAGAGAAGGCUGGAUACCAACAAGCAACUCUAGGAUAUGCAGCACACAUUUUAUCUCUGGAAAGCCAUCAGAUGAUCCUCUACAUCCAGAUUACAUACCAUCAAAGCUUCCUCACAGACCUGAUACCUUCAGAAAUAUGGACCGGUAUCAGAGGUCUCUGAGACGGGCGUCACAGGUUUCUGAGAUGAGCAUUGGAGUUCAGCCUACUGAGGAAGUGCAGGACAUGGACAUAGAUGUAACUCAAGUUAAGUCCUUCAAUGAUAUGUGUGUUGGAACAGAUCUCACAAUGAGUGAUAUUGAAGAUAUGCAGAAACAGAACACAUCUUACAAAGAGCAAGUGAGAAGCCUACAUAAAAAGGUACAAACUCUCACCAGUGAGCGGAAAAGACGGAAAUCUGAUGUGGAUUUAAACCAUGAUGGAAUCAUUCACUUCUACACUGGCCUUCGCUCAUGCAAAGUGUUUUUUGCCCUUUUGACAUAUCUCACCACUGCUUGGAGUCCGAGAACACAUAGUCCUCCAACACCUCUCCAGUUUUACUUGGUCUUAAUGAAACUGAGACUUGGCCUCACUCAUAAAGAUCUUGCCUUCAGUUGGAAGAAGAAGGCGGCAUUAACUGAAGCCCAGGAAGAACUUAAGCUUCCAAAGCAUGCACUCAUAACAGAGUGUCCAACAAGGUGGGGCUCAAGGCAACAGAUGAUAGAACGAGUUUUGGAACAACAGAAGGCUCUGUCUCAGAUCCUUGUAGCUGAUCGCAAAACAAGACACCUGGUUCCACAAUGGCAGGACACAGAUGUCCUUGAAUCCGUGAGCAAGGCACUGAAACCCUUGCAGGAGUUUACAGAUGCCCUAUCUGGCGAGGACUAUGUCAGCGUGUCAUAUCUGAAGCCAGUUCUUCAUGUUUAA